Molecule: messenger RNA, 2395 nt
Organism: Triticum aestivum (bread wheat)
Lineage: Eukaryota; Viridiplantae; Streptophyta; Magnoliopsida; Poales; Poaceae
Product: acyl-[acyl-carrier-protein] desaturase 4, chloroplastic-like
Exons: 2
Coding region: 23-304 (93 amino acids)
Biological process (GO): fatty acid metabolic process
Molecular function (GO): stearoyl-[ACP] desaturase activity
Source: RefSeq, a predicted model, not a curated record
CAACACGAGUGUUUGGUGAUCGAUGGCGAAGCUGGGGCUAGCAGUGGGCACGUCGGCCAACCUCUGCUUCUUCUCCAACAAGAGCGACGCGGGCUCGGGGAGAGCCACGCGCCUCGGAUGGAUCCUCUGUCCUGCAAAUCCUAGGUGCAGCAGUUUGGCGACGAUAUGGGCCGCGGCGGUGGAGGCUCCGCCGAGAAGCAUCGACAUGGAGGUCGUGCGGUCGCUGAACGGCUGGGUGGCGGCGAACAUGCUCCUGCUGCUCAACCCGGUGGAGUCCUCGUGGCAGCCGCACGACUUCUGUUAGCUUAAUCUUGAUCACUUGUAUCUGCAUAUUUGCUUUAGUCGUGCAUGUAGCAUAGAUUAGGGAGUUCUUCUCCGGAGAGGUCUCGGCUGAGCGGGCAAAGAAGACGAGAUACUAGCUGUCGUGUGAUACGGUGAGCAUGACGAGAUGCCGAUGGCAGUGUGAAACUGCAGUGCUGCGUGAGGCAGCGUGGCCGUGUGAUGCGGCGCGGCGAGUGCGACGAAGGCUGGAGUGUGGGGCUCUAUGUGCAUGUUUAGCCGGCUGGGUUGAUCCGGAUGUGAGCUGCAUGCAAGUCCUAGUCUUGGGACGUUGGAGUGAAUCAAGGAAACAAACUGGCUGCAUGCAAGUAGUUGGUUAGCUAGCUUUGUGCGUGUGCAUGGGUUAGUAGGUUUAGUGGCCCGAGUGGAGGCUGGGUUAGGGCGUGCGUGAGCCAACCCGGUGUAUAUAUAUGUGUUGAUCAGAUGAAUGAAAAGUAGGCCGUGAGGGCUGUAGGAGAAAUGUAGUCUUUGUGUGCACCAAGGAAGAGUGUUCUGGGCAAAGCCUCGUUGGGUUUCUUCCUUGGCUGUGUGCGUGUGUGUUUUCUGAGUUUCAUCAUGUGUGUGUGUUCUUGUGUGAGACAAAGAGAGUUGAGCGGUGAGAGGCAGCAAGAGGUAGAAGAAGAAGCGGCGCUGCGAGAGGAGGCGGCGCCAACAAUUGGCAUCAGAGCCUUGUUGAUCCGAGGCGGUGGCAGCGCCGCGGCAGACUCCAUGUGAGGUGGAGGACGCCGGGGCGAGGUGAUGGCCGGCAGAGGCACAAUGCCGCCGAUGGGACGUUGCGGUGUGAUGCCACGAGGUGAAGAUGGUGCGAUGAUCGACGUCGCGAGGACGUCAUCCCCGGCAAGAUGGUGACAGGCCGACGCUGCGACGGCGUCGGCGACGUUGGUGCCUGCGGCUAUGGUGGCCGGCGUGACGGUGGUGAAGGCUACGGCUGCGGCGACGGGCACAUGGUGGACUCCAUGCGAGAUGGAGGACGGUGGCGCGACAUGGAGGUGUUUGGCGGUGUGAUGCCGCACGAGCAUAUGGCUGCGGUGCGAUGCCGCUAGAUGGAGAUGGCGGCGCGAAGCUGCCACAAAAAGACAACGGUGUGAUGCCGUUGGAAGGUACGGCGGCGCGAAACCGUCAUGAGGAUCGGCGUCAAGCUCGUCGACGGUGCUGUCUUGGGUGGUGUGAUGCCAUCAGCAAGAUGGGCCGAUGCGACGACGUGGUGACCGGCGCCGCGAAGGUGUCGUCCACGUCAAGAGGUCGUCCACGUCCAGAGGUUGCUGCCGCGUGCGGCAAGAGGACAUGGUGAUGGAUGCCGGCGAUGCGAUGGCGUCGGUCCACGGCAAGGUGCGCGGCGCCGCGAUGGCGUUGUCAAGUGGCAGCGGGUGAUCCGCGUCGAAGAUUGUGAUGACCGGAGAAUCAAGAUUAGGUGGGAAAUUGUUAGCUUAAUCUUAAUCACUUGUAUCUGCAUAUUUGCUUUAGUCGUGCAUGUAGCAUAGAUUAGGGAGUUCUUCUCCGGAGAGGUCUCGGCUGAGCGGGCAAAGAAGACGAGAUACUAGCUACCGUGUGAUACGGCGAGCAUGGCGAGAUGCCGAUGGCAGUGUGAAACUGCAGUGCUGCGUGAGGCAGCGUGGCCGUGUGAUGCGGCAAGUGCGACGAAGGCUGGAGUGUGGGGCUCUAUGAGCAUGUUUAGCCGGCUGGGUUGAUCCAGAUGUGAGCUGCAUGCAAGUCCUAGUCUUGGGACGUUGGAGUGAAUCAAGGAAACAAACUGGCUGCAUGCAAGUAGUUGGUUAGCUAGCUUCGUGCAUGUGCAUGGGUUAGUGGGUUUAGUGGCCCGAGUGGAGGCUGUGUUAGGGCGUGCGUGAGCCAGCCCGGUGUAUAUAUAUGUGUUGAUCAGAUGAAUGAAAAGUAGGCCGUGAGGGCUGUAGGAGAAAUGUAGUCUUUGUGUGCACCAAGGAAGAGUAUUCUGGGCAAAGCCUCGUUGGGUUUCUUCCUUGGUUGUGUGCGUGUGUGUUUUCUGAGUUUUAUCUGUUGGAAAUAUGCCCUAGAGGCAAUAAUAAAUUAGUUAUUAUUA